CUAAUACCAUUGAGGUGUUAGUUUGUAUCCUGCCUAUUCAGACCCUCCCCCUUUGGCACUGUGGAUUGGCCAUAGAAGGAAACUUCGCCUCGGAUCUGCUGUAUCUGUAGUCGAGCUUCACACGAACAGGCACCGAGAGCAGAGGAAUGAUACACGCCUUAACCAGGCUGUUCUGGGCCAAGAUCGCUUCAAAAUGACGUGUCAGCAUUGAAGCGUCUCAGUCUCAGGCUGUAAGCAGAGCUGGAAUAACCAGUGCUAAAGUGUCAUUACAGACAUACAAAGCAGGUUUUCUUCCCCUGCAAUAGCAGAGGAGAAACGGUGCUCCCACACACAGGCCACUGAUGAAGAACAUGGAGAUGUUCCGUCGCUCAUCACUGUUUGCAGCAGAAGUCAUGGAAGUGUUCGAUCGCUCCCCUACAGACAAAGAACUUGUCUCACAGUCAAAAAUGUUGUGCAGGGAGUACAUUCACUCAAGGCUAACUAAAGCUGGAAUUGGUUGCACCAAAUUCGAGUUUGGAUCUACAGGAGGAAUUCUCGGAGAAGUGACCACUGUUCUUCUUUGGUUAGGUGAUGAGCUUGAAUACUUGCGACCCAACGUGUACCGCAAUGUAGCAAAGCAACUGAAUAUCACUGUGGCAUCAGAAGGGAUUGUAUCUGAUGCCUUUCUGGCUGUAGCUGCAGACAUCUUCUCCACAGGGGUGACGUGGGGUAAGGUGGUCUCUCUGUAUGCUGUAGCUGGAGCACUGGCAGUGGACUGUGUCCAGCAUGGCUACCCAGCCAUGGUCCAUACCAUUGUAGACUGCAUGGGCGAGUUUGUCCGCAAGAGCCUGGUGACCUGGUUAAAGAGGAGAGGAGGUUGGGCUGACAUUACAAAGUGUGUAGUGAACACAGACCCCAGCUUUCAUUCUCAUUGGCUGGUGGCUGCAGCCUGCACGUGUGCACACUACCUGAAGGCCAUCGUCUUCUACCUGCUGAGGGAGAAGUGAAGGCACUACAGGGAAGCAUUGGACAUUGAGCCUCUCUUCUGUUUUUGGUGGAGAGAGCUGCCAUUUCACCGCUUCCACCUGUUACUGCUCUCAGUGUGUUGACACAUGCAGGAAAGUUGCACUGUGCCGUCAAAGAACAGCUCAGCACAGACAAAUGUUCAUUAAUGUCUUCAUGCAUGGACUUCAAGGUGCAGUAAGAAAGUUCAGUGGAUUGAUGUCUAUAGGUGAUCCUACCUUGUGGGCACUUGUAUCCAAGGGGCAACUAUGAGUAGGGCACAAACUACAGGGAACUUCCUCAUCAGAAACAGGAAGAUGUGUUGUGUGAUGUUUGUCAGCAAUGUGUUAUAUUCAAGCCAUACUGUCUAACCCUAAUCUGCACUAUCACAUAGUGACUCAUUAGUUUAUCCAUGUUUUUAGUGGACUGCACUGUUUUUUGAAUACACUUUGUUGCAUCAAGUGUUAUAAAAUGGGCUAGAUAGAAAGCAUUGCAUUUAUUUCUGCUUGAGUUAUUCUGACCAGAACAACUCUAUUAGAGAAAUAAUACAUAUGCAUGUGCACAUGUGUGUAUGAUCGAGUGAGAGAAAGAGAGGAUGGACAUAAAGUGAAAGAGAUUAAAAGGUAUGAAAGCAGUAAA
Messenger RNA from Tachysurus fulvidraco (yellow catfish), 1620 nucleotides. It is a transcript of the gene boka, whose product is annotated as BCL2 family apoptosis regulator BOK a. Gene Ontology annotation, biological process: regulation of apoptotic process; extrinsic apoptotic signaling pathway in absence of ligand; intrinsic apoptotic signaling pathway in response to DNA damage. The coding region runs from base 342 to 986 and encodes 214 amino acids. Gene Ontology annotation, molecular function: protein homodimerization activity; protein heterodimerization activity. The record is from RefSeq and is a predicted model, not a curated record. NCBI's taxonomy places the organism in Eukaryota, Metazoa, Chordata, Actinopteri, Siluriformes, Bagridae. Gene Ontology annotation, cellular component: mitochondrial outer membrane. The transcript has 6 exons.